AUGGCGUCCAACGCAUCUUCGACGAUGACGACGAUGGUUUUUCGACCAACGGUUUCGAAUAGUUCUAGCGUAGUCGCCUCUUCUUCGGCAUCAUCAUCGUCCUCUGCGGCGGGGAGACGAAGUCCAAUAAUGCAGAACAACAAGUUUAGUAACAACAACGACGAGAAGAACAGAAUAUUAAAUAGAAGAAGACGAGAGAAGAGAAUAACGAGAGGAAAUCUCGCUGUGAACAACGCGAUAACGAGGCCGGAGAUUGACUGGUCGAAACUUGGUUUUGGUUUAACCGAAACGGAGUCCAUGUAUAUCGCCGAGUGCACCAUCGAUGGGCAGUGGAAAGUUGGGUCAAUUCACCCGUACGGAAACAUUUCGGUGUCACCAUCCGCGGCGGUGUUGAAUUACGGUCAAGGGAUCUUUGAAGGCAUGAAAGCUUUUCGAACGCCCGAGGAUGAGAUCGUUACGUUUCGUCCGGAUGAAAACGCGAAGAGGUUUGCGGAAGGCGCCGGGAGGAUGUCGAUGCCGCCGGUACCGAAGGACAUCUUCGAAGACGCGGUGAAGAAGGUUAUCAGCGCGAACAGAGACUACGUGCCGCCAGUUGGGGUUGGAUCCUUGUACAUUCGACCGUUGUUGAUUGGGACUGGGGCGAUUUUGGGGUUAGGUCCGGCGCCAUCGUAUACAUUUUUGAUUUACGUCAGUCCGGUUGCUUCGUAUUUCAAGGGAGGUCAGUUGUCGCCGAUCGAUUUGAUCGUCGAAGAGGAUUACCAUCGAGCCGCGCCAGGCGGGACCGGAUCCACGAAAUGCGUCGGAAACUACUCUCCAGUUUUGAAAGUGCAGUUGCAAGCGAAAAAAGAGGGGUUUUCGGACGUUAUUUAUUUAGACGCCAAAGAGAACAAAUACAUCGAAGAGGUGUCUUCGUGCAACUUUUUCGUGGUGAAGGGCAAAACGAUCGCCACGCCGGCUUUGGAAGGGACCAUUUUACCCGGCAUCACGAGAAAGAGCAUCAUCGAAUUGGCCAGAGACAAAGGAUACACGGUCGAGGAAAGAAAAGUGGGCUUGGAUGAAGUCUUGUCCGCGGACGAGUGCUUUUGCACCGGCACCGCGGUCGUCGUCGUCCCGGUUGGCUCGGUCACGCACCGAGGCAAGAAAACCGUCUUUUGUGACGGCAAAAUUGGCGCCACCGGACAAAUGUUAUACGACGAGCUCACCGGCAUCCAACAAGGUCGUUUAAAAGAUACCAAAGGGUGGAUCGAGCACGUCCCGAAGGAUUACCACUUGUAA
Molecule: messenger RNA, 1275 nt
Organism: Bathycoccus prasinos
Lineage: Eukaryota; Viridiplantae; Chlorophyta; Mamiellophyceae; Mamiellales; Bathycoccaceae
Product: branched-chain amino acid aminotransferase
Exons: 1
Coding region: 1-1275 (424 amino acids)
Biological process (GO): branched-chain amino acid metabolic process
Molecular function (GO): branched-chain-amino-acid:2-oxoglutarate transaminase activity
Source: RefSeq, a predicted model, not a curated record